Molecule: messenger RNA, 843 nt
Organism: Gongylonema pulchrum
Lineage: Eukaryota; Metazoa; Nematoda; Chromadorea; Rhabditida; Gongylonematidae
Source: the annotation of a GenBank genome assembly
AUUUUUCAGGAUUUCGCAUGCGGCCCAGUAAUAACGGCACCACUCCAAGAAUCGCUUCAAAUCAAUGAGGGUGAGGCGGCAUCACUUCUAUGUGUUGUCUGGGGCGAUCCAGCGCCGACUGUGCAGUGGCAUAGGGACGGAUCAGCUCAGUUACUAUAUUCGGAUGGUAAUCGCAUUUUACUAGAAGCCGUAGUAUCCAGCAACGGAACUUCCUAUCAUCUGCUACAUAUUCGACAAACUAUAUCAGAUGACCAGACAACGUAUUGGUGCAAAGUUACAACAGGAUUUGUCACAAGGGCAAAACGUUUCGAUCUUCGAAUCAGACCAGUAAGGCUGUCGACGAACACAAAUAAUAAUGGGCCGAUAUUGCCGAAUCCCAGCGAGAGCAACACUGGAAUUCCAGAUUAUCCCGCAGAUUCUAAUCUCUGGACCAUCCAGAAAUCCCAGCGCUUCUGGCAGCUGAUGCUAUUGAUUAUACUAUUAUUCGCUGUACUGUUGUUUUUUGUGGCUUGCUACGUUUUUUGCGUUUAUUGGUUCCGUAUCCACGGUCAUUAUCGGCGCGGUGAUCAUAGUAAAACAUCCGACGAAGAGGAACCGCUUUACCGCUGCAUUGCCUCAAAGCCUAGAACUAGAACAACAGCAGUAGCAACGAUAUCGGUUAGUGGGGAAUACAGUGAAGAGAUGCUUCAAGCACAUAAUCUGAAAAAUCGGUUGUUGCGGAACGAAGAACCACAUAAGGGAACUGCAUUUUCGCGAAGCUGCGGUGGGCUAGCCCGAAAAGCCCCCUUGGCACAAUGUGACCGCGACACUUCGGUUCUGCCAAUCGUACAAACUUCAUUGUGA